Molecule: messenger RNA, 3515 nt
Organism: Haemorhous mexicanus (house finch)
Lineage: Eukaryota; Metazoa; Chordata; Aves; Passeriformes; Fringillidae
Gene: ADGRG3
Product: adhesion G protein-coupled receptor G3
Exons: 11
Coding region: 1163-2848 (561 amino acids)
Biological process (GO): cell surface receptor signaling pathway; adenylate cyclase-activating G protein-coupled receptor signaling pathway
Cellular component (GO): membrane
Molecular function (GO): G protein-coupled receptor activity
Source: RefSeq, a predicted model, not a curated record
AUACUGGUGCUCCUGGCAGAGCACUGGCUGCCUGGUGCUCUUGGGGUUACGGAGGGAGGUAGCACGGCUUGGGAAGUCUCCAGGGACCGUCACUCCCCAGCAGAAAGGGAGGCUGGUGGAGCACAGGGGUCCGAGGAGGGAGACAUCAAAGGAUGGGAAUCAUCCCCUCAGUGGCUGUGGGGCCAGGCAGAAUCUGGCUGUCCUGGCUGUGCCUCUUGCAAACACAGCAGAACAUUUCCCAUCCCACCACCCCCUUCCAGCUGGCUGCAGAUCAUCCCCCUCCACCCAGCUGGGGCAGGAAGGGGACGUUUCAUCCUGGAGGCUUGUGGUGCUGCCCAGUUUAGGAUGAGGAUGCUAAAGCAUUUGCUGGGCUGGUUAGGGCCAUCAGCCCCUGGGCAGGAGUGUGGGGAGAAAGGGAAAGCAAAAAGCCCUGAGCUGGUGAUGGGCAGGAGCUGGGCAGAAACGCUGCGGCUCCAGCGGUUGCUGCCAUUGCUGAGAGCUGGGACAGGAGGUCACUUGCCAGCCCACAGGAAGGCGUGAGGCGCUCUCAUAAGGGAAAUGAGGAACAGCUCUUGCCUCAGAAGUGACCACAAGCCCUGGGGAGGAGCAGAGCUGCUGGGACAAGGGGAGCAGAGCGUGGUGGGAUGGCCAGGGGUGGCCAGGAGACCCCACAAAGUGGCAUGAACUUGUUCCUGGGCACUGUGCUGCUGCUCCUGCUGCUGCCUGGUGAGUGGCAUCCUUAGCACUGGGGGUGCAUGGGCUUUGUGGGAAGGUUUUCCCAUGGGAAGGUGUUCACCAAAAGACCAAGUCGGGAUUUCAUCCUGAAAUGUGGACAGGCCAGAGGGGAGCAUCCCCACAGGGAUGUGCAGAGGUGAGCACAGUUGGGGGCUUAGUUGCUGGGGGCUUUUUAAAAACCUGGGAUCAGCAGUCCAGGGUCUCCUUUGUGAGAUCCUCUGGCAGGCUGGACACGGUGGUUUUGCCCUCACUACCUCCGAUCCCUGUCCAGGUGUUUUUGAAGCCCAUGUAACUGCAGGACUGUUCCUUUAAAACCUGGCAGCUGCCAGACUCUCCUGCCUUCCCCUCCCCUUUCCCUCUGGACAGAGGGAGGGCUGACCCUAGAUUUUGGUGUUUCCCCCCCUUUCUCCAUAUCCCCCUCUUCCAGAUGUUGCCGAAGGACAGGACAGCUGUUCCGGUGAGUGUCCCCUCCCAUUCCCACCCUUGCUCCCACAGCCCACCCAGUGCUGUGGUGCCCAGUGGUCACCUGCUGCCACCCUCCCCAGACCUGCAUCGGGGUGAUCAGCACCGUGAGUGCUGCAAUGUGGUGCUGGAGCAGCAGAACCCAGGCAGCAGCAGCCGAGUGCUCCUCCUGUCCCAGCACUGCCCGGAGCUGUGGCGCUCCAAGAGCCGCGCCUGUGCCUGCCUGAGGGAACACUGGCUCAGGCUGCUGCAGUCAGGGCGGCACAGUUGGAUGGCUGGGCUCAAGACUCUGCUCCUCAAUGUCAGCAGGGCUGUCACCCGUGAUGUCCUCAUCACCUUCUCCCCCACAGAGGGCCCCAGCAGGCUGAACACCACAGAGAAAGGGAAGGCAGGUAAAAUCCACCUCCCCAAAGAGAUAUUCAAGUCCCUGAGCAGCCAAACAGUGCGUGUGGUGGUGACAGUCCUCAAUAUCCAGCAGCUUGGCAUGUUCAAGGAAGUCAACCAGACAGGGCAGGUCCUGGACAACACCGUGGUGGGCAUCACGGUGGGAGAGAGCAGCAUCUCGGGGCUGCGGGAGCCCGUGCAGCUCACCUUCGCCCAUAGGGAGCUGCCCCAGGGCGUCACCCCCCGAUGCGUGUUCUGGGAUGGCAGCAAAGGGCAGGCAGGAGGCUGGCGCAGCAGUGGAUGUGUCACACAGCCCGGGGACAAGGGGACAGUCUGCUCCUGUGACCAUCUCACCUUCUUCACCCUCCUCCUGAACCCAGCUCUGGAUGGCUCCACAGCAAAAGCUUUGAUGGUUGUUGCCACUGCUGGCUGUGGGGUAGCCAUGGCUUUCUCCAUCUUCACCAUGGCCUUCUGCAUCUUCGUCAGGUGCAGGUUCAGGUUUGAGGAGACCGUCCGCACCAACCUGGGGCUGCACGUCAACCUCGUGGGCAGCCUGCUCCUCCUCAACCUGGCCUUCCUGCUCAACAGUGGGCUCUCUGCCAGGACCAACCCAAGCACCUGUGGGGUCCUGGGGGGGCUCACCCACUACUGCCUGCUCUGCUGCUUCACCUGGACGGCACUGGAGGGCUGUCAGCUCUACCUUCUCUUUGUCAAGGUCCUCGGCACCUACAUCCACCACUACCUGGCAAAGCUGUGCCUGGCUGGCUGGGGCUUCCCUGCUGUCGUGGUGGGAGUGGCAGGAGCUAUUGGCAGCUACGGACAAUACAGCAUCCAGACCAUGGACCACCAGGUCAUAGCCCACCUGUGCUGGAUCACUUCCAAACAUCUUCUGGUCCACUACAUCACCAACUGUGGCUACUUUGGCCUCAUCUUCCUCUUCAACAUGGUUGUCUUUGGGGUGGUGACCCACAAGAGCUGCAGCUUGCAGGGCACUGGGGCAGUGCCGGGACACCGUAAGCCCUGGAAGGUGGCUCUGGUGGCAGCAGGGAUCUUCUGCCUGCUGGGAGCCACUUGGGCCCUGGCAUUCCUCACCUAUGGCAUCUCCUCCGCAGCUGUGCUCUACCUCUUCACUGUCCUCAACUCUCUCCAAGGAAUCUUCAUAUUCAUCUGGUUGGUCAUCCUUUACUACCCAAAGACAAAGGAGACCACUGGUUCCCUCUCCUACAUCAUCAGACAUGACAAAACCACCACAGCCUCCCAGGACUAGCUCCUGGCUGGAGCAGUUCCUGGCUGGAGCUCUCUCCCUGCCUGUACCUGCAUCCACUGAGAGCAAUCCUGGCAGAUGCAGCUUCCUCACAGAGGGAGAGACCAACUAACAAUGCCUCAGUUUACCCUUCAGUGGGCAUGAUCCACCUCAGCAGGGCUCUUUGCUUUGUCCCUUUCACUCCUGGUGGGCUGCCCUGGGCAAGGAGCUCCACAGAUGAUGCUUCUGCAAACUCCCUCCAGGCUGCAGCUCCAUGGUCUGGAGGGGGCCCUGAUCUCAUCCCCAGGGCACAAGGAGGAAGCCCACAAAGCACCUGCCUUCAUCCAUGAUGGAGCCAUCACCCUCUUUGCUAGAGGUGGCUUUUGGUGCUGAACCAGCCCAGCAGUGAGAUUCCUGCCACUGGAGGGAGAGGAUUGUGAGAAGUUUGCAUCUGGGAAUCAGUAAAAAGAAGAGGAAAUCCAUGAUCUUCUUUGCAAAAUGUCUCCUUGCUCUCUGGCAGAGAUCUGCUGUGUGUCCUUCCUGCCAAACAGCCUCUGGGGCCAGCAGCAAUUCCCUCAUGGACAUGGUGCUCUAGCCAGAAUGCAUAUACAGCUGCCUUGCAGGGCAAUGCUGUCUUCUCCUGAUCUGUGUUUUGGUAUUAAACCCCUCCCAGCUGUCUGAGCACUGUGAA